Carica papaya (papaya) is the source of this 2257-nucleotide messenger RNA. RefSeq names its product UDP-Glycosyltransferase superfamily protein (gene GBSS1). The record is from RefSeq and is a predicted model, not a curated record. Gene Ontology annotation, molecular function: alpha-1,4-glucan glucosyltransferase (UDP-glucose donor) activity. Lineage: Eukaryota; Viridiplantae; Streptophyta; Magnoliopsida; Brassicales; Caricaceae.
GCCACGUGUCCCAACACAGGCUCUCAUGCCAUCGCUACAAAUGCCAUUACUUCCCUCCCCACCUGACCAUAACGGAAGCUGAUCAUAGAACCCGGCGACCUCCUACUCGAGCCUUCACUUGCUGUCAAUUUGUCCGAGUAUCACAGGAAUGGCAACUGUAACUGCUUCUCACUUCGCGUCAAGAAGCUCGCACGUUAACAGCCAUGGAGGCUCAGGCUCAGAAACUAAAAUAAACUUGGCUCAGGUCGGUUUGCGGGGUCAAGUGCUGACCCACAAUGGUUUAAGGUCUUUGAACCUAACAGAUGGGAUUCAAUGGAGAUCCCUCGCCGUGGCUAAGAUAGCAGCAAACAGAGCGCUGGCAGCGUCUACUGACAAGGCUUCAUCUAAAAUCGUUUGCAUGCAAGGGAUGCCAGUGGUUUUCGUGGGAGCUGAGGUUGGUCCCUGGAGCAAAACUGGUGGCCUUGGUGAUGUCCUCGGUGGAUUACCCCCUGCAAUGGCGGCUAGAGGGCACCGUGUAAUGACGGUGUCUCCUCGUUAUGACCAGUACAAAGAUGCAUGGGACACUACUGUAGUAAUUGAGAUCCAAGUUGGGGACAGAGUUGAGAAAGUUCGGUUCUUCCACUGCUACAAACGAGGAGUUGAUCGUGUCUUUGUAGACCACCCGAUGUUCCUUGAGAAGGUAUGGGGCAAAACUGGGUCCAAAGUCUAUGGCCCUAAUGCAGGAGUGGAUUAUCAGGACAACCAGCUUCGAUUCAGUUUGUUAUGUCAGGCCGCUCUAGAAGCUCCAAGGGUUCUGAAUUUAAGCAGCAGCGAAUAUUUCUCUGGACCUUAUGGGGAGGAUGUUGUCUUUGUUGCCAAUGACUGGCACACUGCUCUUCUUCCGUGCUACUUGAAAUCCAUGUACCAGCCCAAGGGUAUUUACAAAAAUGCGAAGGUUGCCUUUUGCAUCCACAACAUAGCCUAUCAAGGAAGAUUUGCCUUUUCAGACUUCUCGCUUCUCAAUUUGCCCGACAGUUUCAAGAGUUCUUUCGAUUUCAUUGAUGGGUAUGAGAAGCCUGUGAAGGGAAGAAAAAUCAAUUGGAUGAAGGCGGGAAUACUAGAAUCAAACAGGGUAUUAACAGUGAGUCCAUACUACGCCCAGGAACUCGUAUCGGGAAUUGACAGAGGAGUUGAAUUGGAUAACAUCAUCCGCAAAACUGGCAUCAUGGGCAUCGUGAAUGGUAUGGAUGUUCAGGAGUGGAAUCCGGCAACAGACAAGUACAUCGAUGUCAAAUAUGAAGCUACAACUGUCAUGGAUGCAAAGCCUUUGCUCAAGGAAGCCCUGCAAGCAGAAGUGGGUCUGCCGGUAGACAGGAAUAUCCCAUUAAUUGGCUUCAUUGGUAGAUUGGAGGAGCAGAAAGGUUCAGAUAUUCUUGCAGCAGCUGUUCCUAAAUUCAUCGGAGAGGAUGUCCAGAUAGUAAUUCUUGGAACGGGCAAAAAGCGAAUGGAGAAGCAGAUUGAGGAGCUGGAGAUCAAAUACCCUGGCAAGGCAGUAGGAGUUGCAAAAUUCAAUGUCCCGUUGGCACAUAUGAUUACUGCUGGAGCUGACUUUAUGUUGGUCCCGAGUAGAUUCGAGCCAUGUGGUCUUAUCCAAUUGCACGCUAUGCGCUAUGGAACAGUGCCAAUUGUUACCUCAACUGGUGGACUUGUUGACACAGUAAAGGAAGGUUUUACAGGAUUCCAGAUGGGCCAAUUCAGUGUUGAAUGUGAAAGUGUUGACCCAGCUGAUGUGAUCAAAGUGGCAACAACAGUUAAAAGAGCCCUGGCAACCUACGGCACGGCUGCCUUGAAAGAAAUGAUCAUGAAUUGCAUGGCUCAAGACCUUUCAUGGAAGGGACCAGCAAGAAUGUGGGAGAAGAUGCUUUUGAGCUUGGAUGUUGCUGGGAGUGAACCGGGCAUUGAAGGGGAGGAGGUGGCUCCUCUGGCCAAGGAAAAUGUGGCCACUCCUUAAACCCAUCUCUUCACUCAACCCAAUGUGGAUCGGCUAAGUGACUUGACUCAACCUAAAGGUUGUCUCAAUACUAACUCCUAAAAUGUUUCGGAGGGCAGUAGAGAAAAUAAAUUGGUCUCAGCCUACUUUUCUUUUUGCUUUCCCUUUGGAGGGUUUUAUACAUAAUGUAAGUAAAUAAUCUGUAGAGACACAAUUUCUCAACGUGAGUAGGCCAAGGCAUGAAUUCAUAUUAAACACCCUCCUCCUUUUUUUGGGGGUUUUUUUUUU